ACCCUGUUGUUGCCGUCUGUUCGUGUGGUGCUUGCCAAGUUGCGCUCCGGGAUUGUUCGCCAUCGCUUAAUUCUCAGGACGCAUUCGAACCUUCACGGUGCCCGUAUUUCGCCAGGUGUGUGUUUCGGAAGUCGAACCUUGGCCAAUUGGUGCUCAGGCUUGGAAGGGAAUAUCGAAGGGUGGAAUCUUUGUGCGUGUCGAAUAGUCGCGGGAAGAGCGAUCGAGGAGGAGGAGGAGGAAGAGGUUGGAGCGGAAUUGGAAGGCGUAGGGGCGUGGCUCUUAAGACGGGGAAUUCGGUGAGGGUUUGGAGUUCACGACGGCCAGAAGUGUCGUCGUGGUUUUUGGUUAGUAGCGAGAAGAGACACGACCGUGGUUGUUUCGUUGUUUUUUCGGCUGUGUUGUUGAAGGAGGGUAUAUUUUGUGGUUAGGUAUCGUGUUGAAGGGACUAGUUGUGUUUUUCCGACGCUCGUGGAGUUUUUGGAAGUGAGAAGGAGGUACUUGAGGUAUUCUUGUGUGGCGCGCCUGUCGGGACUGUCUUCGGACCGUUACUCGCGUACGGGACGGGAAGGAAGAUCGCGUUCCUAAGUCACAGACAACGAAAAUUGUGGCUUCUUAGUAACUCAGAACACCAAGGCUCCAAAACUCGAAGGAGUUGGGGUUAAUUGUGUUGCUUGUACGGACCAUCGACUUUGUCCUCUAUUCUGCCUGUUCAACCAGUUUUUGCUCCCUCGACGACGUCUCUUUGUUGCAAGUUUACGUCUGCGGAGCGGUAACUUUGUGAUUGAACAGGCACUUCAAAAAAUGGGCCCCAAAGGAUACGCAAUUAAGAGCAAUGGCAAUGCCACCAAGGAGCUUUCAUGGAUGGACCGGAUGUGCCAUAAAAUUGAGACUUACUGCGACUUAGGAGAGCCUGGGCGAGGACCGUCAAUCAUUCAGGAGAUUGAAGAACAAUUCAACACUUUUGGCGCUGGCUUACGGAAGUUCGCUAAUGAAGCCAACGAUUUCGUGCAAGUGCUUCUGAAUGUUCCCUUGACUCCCAACGAGGGAAUCGGGGAGAAAAUGGUGGAUUUGCCAAAACAACGUGAUCUGAAAGCAGUGCAGGGUGAGGAGCAGGUUGCCAAGCAGCCAGUUAAUCAACUAGGAGCUGCUCCCAUGAACUUUUUUGAUGAAGCUUGUAUGAAGAUGACCAAGAAAGGUGAGUUGAAGGAUGUUCGUGACACAAACUACAAUAACUGCAGAGCUUUGAAUGUUCUCCCUGUGGAGGACGGAGACAAGUUUCCUUUUGCUGAAGUUGCAUGGGAUUGGCCGCAGCAACCUUACAACCAGUCGGUUGAAGCUUAUAUAGAGCCACAAAGAUACCAUGAAGUGGGACAGGCCAGCUGUGGAUCACUGGAUUUAUCUGAUUCUGAAAUGGACGCGUUUGUGAAGGAGGAUGCAGUAGCGGACGUUGGUGAGGAUGUGAAGAAUUCAAAUGAGAUGGAGAGAGAAAACCAAUCCGCAAUGACCUGCUUACCAAUAGAUGAUGCAAGGAAUUCUCAGAGAGAUGCAACAUCUGAUUCAACUCUUCUUGAUGGCUGGGAGGGGGAUGAUAUUGUUAUCAACGAGGACGAGGACGAGAACGAGGAGGAGGACGACGAUUGGGAAAUUGUGUGAGAAAAUGCUUUUUAAGUCUAUACUCGAGAGGAUUCAGUGAUCUGCAAGGUUAAGUGGCUCAGUUUCCCAGCUCUUAAUCUCUUGCAAUAAAUAGAUAUCAGAGUCCGGUACCUCUUGGUUUGUUAUGUGCAUAUUCCCCACUCUCAACCUUUUCUCAACCCACACUGAACUAUGGAGAGGACGUACGUUCGUAAGAGUAGAGCAUUCGUCUGCCUGACGCAGCCUCAGCCCAGUAUCCAAAACAAAAGUAAAUAUUCAUACCCCCAGGUGAACAGGAAUAUCUGGACGCCUUGUCUAAAUAAUUGAUCAUACAUAAAAGGGAUUUGGGCUCCUCCACAGCUUUGCUCAUUUUUGACUAUGAAAUAUUCGUACGUUUUUUGACUCGUACCGAAUU
Messenger RNA from Physcomitrium patens, 2047 nucleotides. Lineage: Eukaryota; Viridiplantae; Streptophyta; Bryopsida; Funariales; Funariaceae. The record is from RefSeq and is a predicted model, not a curated record.